UUGAAUGUUCUGUGUAGGCAGAGGGAAUCGGGGUAAGUUCAAUGUGCGCAAACCAUCACUUACGUCAGUAGCGGUCGCCUUUCGCGUCUUCUCGUUUUUCGUGGACCGUUGUCUUGACAUUUCACGCGUGGAUAUUAAAUGCCUGCAGCUGUUUGUGAGCCUCACGUUUAUGGACUUUGGGAUAUUGCGGGUUAUUUGUCGGUUCUCUCUAACCUGACCAACAUCCUUCGCGUUAACCAAUUAUUUCGCGCAUGCGUGAUUAACUGGCUGGCAUAACACACAGUGGCAUGCACACUUACCCGCUAUUUUUAAACGUCAACAUGCCGAAAAAAAUUGUGGGCGAGAAUAGCAAGGCGGUGGCCGCCCGUGCUAGAAAAGCAGCGGCCAAAGAAGCCGAAACUAUAAAGAAAGCACUGGAAGCUGAAGACAGAGCUUGGCAAGAUGACGACAAACAGCUAUUAAAAAAGAAGCAAAAACAAGAAGAACUCGAGAAAAAACGCCAACAGCAAUUAGAAAAGAAGGCAGAGGCUAAAGCUAUGCUUGAGGAAGAAAUGGCGAAUAUAAAAGUCGGCGGUAAACAACCAGCGUCCAAAGUCACAAGGGCUGAGAUUGUCGCCAUCACUGAGAAACGAAAUCUGGUAGCUAUGAAGAGAAAGGAUGAAGAGAAACCAAUCGAAGAGAACCUGAACAGAGUAAUUCUGGAGGGUGAAACGGCUCACGGUAUAGACGAAGCCUUAUCCGUCUUGAGUAUAAAAGAUCCCGAAGCCGAUCGACACCCGGAAAAACGGAUGAAGGCCGCAUACGCCAACUUUGAGGAGAGAAUGAUGCCUGUGAUUAAAGAACAAAAUCCUACCUUGAGAUUGAGUCAACUGAAGCAGAUUCUUAGGAAAGAAUGGAUGAAGUCGGCUGAGAAUCCACUCAAUCAAAAGUUGAAACACUGCUGAGGACACUCUGUCAUAGGGCUAUGACCAGCCAUUGGAAUAGCUUCGAGGAAAGCCUUCAUCAUCGUCUGAAAAGUGUAAAACAAACGAUGAUUGAAUCGUAUAUGAUUUUUAAAAAGAAGCAAAUAAUUAAUACAUGCGACAAAUUUCUACACCACUAA
Messenger RNA from Harpegnathos saltator (Jerdon's jumping ant), 1102 nucleotides. Its product is annotated as coiled-coil domain-containing protein 124. The record is from RefSeq and is a predicted model, not a curated record. Gene Ontology annotation, biological process: transcription by RNA polymerase II. Gene Ontology annotation, cellular component: nucleus. Bases 288 to 944 code for a protein of 218 amino acids. Gene Ontology annotation, molecular function: transcription coactivator activity. The transcript is spliced from 6 exons. Lineage: Eukaryota; Metazoa; Arthropoda; Insecta; Hymenoptera; Formicidae.